Messenger RNA from Protopterus annectens (West African lungfish), 956 nucleotides. RefSeq names its product zygote arrest protein 1-like. Gene Ontology annotation, cellular component: cytoplasm. The record is from RefSeq and is a predicted model, not a curated record. Gene Ontology annotation, molecular function: mRNA base-pairing post-transcriptional repressor activity. NCBI's taxonomy places the organism in Eukaryota, Metazoa, Chordata, Ceratodontiformes, Protopteridae. Bases 1 to 945 code for a protein of 314 amino acids. Gene Ontology annotation, biological process: translation. The transcript is spliced from 2 exons.
AUGGAAAGUAUAGGACCAAUAGUAGGGAAAGACCCCAUUAUAGUAUUUAAAACAGGGAACAAUAUUAAGAAAAUAGUAGAAAGCAGUGAAUAUAGGAAUAAUAAAGAAAAUAUAAAGAUGGGUACAAAAAGAUGUGGAACAUGUGGGCAGUGUCAAUACAUCAAUGAAGAUAAAAGUGUUAAAUUAGACAACAUCAUGAAAAGUAUAUGGAAAUUUAGAUCAGGGUAUAAUGUGCACUAUUUUGCUCCCCGCUAUGGUACUGUGGGGCGUCUCACAGAAUCUAAGCCCCAGGCAGUUUCGUAUUCGGCCUCCAACCAAAUUCCUGCUGUGUACUCUCCUGUUUAUGACCGUCGGGUGUUCACGGUUACCCGUGAUUAUGUCUCACCUUUUCCAGAGAAUGAGUUAUGCCAGGGUGACCAAGAGGGUGCUUCGUUAACUGUCUUUCAAGAGAAAGAGGAUGAAAAAGGAUCAACUACUGAGAGAGUUGAGAGCCCCAAAGAACAAGUGGGAGAAGGUUCUCCAGCAGGUGUCCCUGAGGAAAGCCCCAUCCCAGAGUGCAGCCAGACGCAAAUAACACCUAAACUGAAUGGCCCGAAACUGAACUCCCGUAGGUCACCCACAUAUCGAUUUCAGUUCUUGGAACAGAAGUAUGGCUACUUUCAUUGCAAGGAAUGUAGUACCAGGUGGGAAAGUGCUUACGUGUGGUGUAUUUCUGGGACCAAUAAGGUUUACUUUAAGCAGUUGUGCCGCAAAUGUAUGAAAGGUUACAACCCUUACAGAGUUGAAGCUAUCCAGUGUCAGACUUGUUCAAAGACUCAGUGCAGUUGUCCUCGCAAGAAAAGGCAUAUUGAUCUGAAGAAACCACAUCGCCAAGAAUUGUGUGGCCGUUGCAAGGGGAAGAGCCUAUCUUGUGACAAUACCUAUAGCUUUAAUUACAUUGUCUAACUUAAUUAUCC